CCGCCGCGCGCCGACCCCAUGCGAGCGGCAGCGGCAGCGGCAGCGGGCGGCGCGCUCCCGCCGCUGCUGGCGCUGCUGGCGCUGCUGCGCCCGGGGCCGGCGGCCGCCGCGCCGUGCGCCGCCGCCUGCCCGGCGGGUACCUUCGUGCUGAGCGCGGGCUGCGGGCGCGGCGCGGGCUGCCGGCAGUGCCCGCCCGACACCUUCUCCAGCGCCGCGGGACAGAGCGGCUGUAACCUCUGCCGCAAGUGCGAAGGAAGAUUCAGAUAUUUAAGAGAGUGUUCACCAAAAAGUGAUGCCGAAUGCACGUGCAGGGAUGGGUAUCACUGCAGCGGAGACGGCUGCUCCCGCUGCCACAGGAACUGCGGCGUGGGCGAGGAGUACACAGGGAGCGGUUGCCAAGCUUGCCGCUUUGGAACUUUUAAUGAUCAACCCAAUGGCUCCUGUAAAAACUGGACAAAAUGCUCUGCAACUCAGGUCCUGGAGCCUGGAACUACAGCAAAAGAUGUGGUUUGCAGACACACUUCAGAUAGUCCUGCUUUAGCCACUACUCUAGCUACCACUUCUCCUGCCUUUCCAUUUUCUGUCACUGUGCCAGGGAAGAACCUCCAGAUGGACAUCAUCAGAAUCUCUCUUGCUGUAACUGGGCUGUUGUGCAUACUGUUUCUGCUACCUUUGUGCAUAUGCUUCAGCAUCUGGCAGAAAAAGAAACUACAUGCUGUCUUCAAGAAAAUGCAUACCACACUUGAACAGUCAAUUCAGGAAGAUGACGCCUGCAGCUGCCGCUUUCCUGAGGAAGAACAAGGUGAAUAUCAGGACUGUGGCAAAUCCACGGAAUUCAGAGAUCCUUUAGUGAAUUAGGAAUUACACUGCCUAGGUCAGCCAAAUUGUUGUCGUCUUUGAGUACACAAAACAAGAACCUGCUUACAUAAUAGAGAGAGUAUCGGAAUCUGUGAGUUUCAGAGUGCUAAGCAGCCCAGCCAGUAAGGAGGAAGUGGAUCUUUUUUAUUUCUUAAAAACAAACAAAAAGCAAAUCCACCAAAUUAAAUCAACCAGCCAACCUACAAAAAAAACUACCACCCCCUACUAGUUUGUUGACUUUCUUCCCCUCCUACGAAUAGUAUUUCUAAGAUAUCAUACUUGAUGUACAGACUUACGCAUGUACAUCACUUAAAAGUAGUAAUAGAAGGGAAGUAUUGCUUUCUGGUCCCUCUUAUAAAUGAUGUCUGGGCCAUAAUUUACAUGCAGUCUGAAAGCAAGUCUUUAAGAGAUUAGUAGCACGUAGCAGAGCCACACGUGACGCUGAUGGUCUGCGUAUUGCGGUUACCAACCACUCUCUUGAAUUUGAAACCUGCAGCUCCUCUUCAAGCGUGGCUGAAACACAAGUGUUGGGUUGCUGUACAAAUACAGAUAGAUCCCAUUUCAAACUUUCAGAUCCUAUCAGCCCUGGAGGCAGAUACUUGACCUGACCUGCACACAGCUUCUUCCUAGUUAGAAGAGAGGAAGAUGUAAAAACCUAGAGCUGCAAAAAAAUUGAUAAUAGCUUGCAUCUGCUGUUGUAUUACACGGAUUGGCUUAAGAGAGGCAGUGGAAACACUGAGAAAAGCUGUGGUUGACUUGAUCUUAGAAAUAGAUGUUACAAUGCAGCUGGACUGCAACAUCUUGAAGCCUACAUCAUUCCACUUUGAUCUUUUAAAUGAUGUAAAUAUAUUAUGUACGUUGCAGAUGUGGUAAAUGUAGAAUGUGAUACAUUUCUGUUACUAUUUUUGUAACUCUGAGGUUGGAAAGAUUUUAACAUCAGACAGUGUAUCUGUCUUUUUGAUCAAUUGCUGUUACCUUGGUCUUAAAAGAGAAAAAAGAAAAUGCAUGUUUGAGUCAUGGCAUUGGCAAUAAUACUCCUAACCUUUUACAAAACCAAAUAAAUAUCUUAUUUCUUCAGUAAAUGUUAUUUGAAAAUAGAAUGAAAAGCCAUGAACAUGUCACGUAAAGGGUAAUUUUUCCCUGUGACUUAAACUUAGAAGAAUGCUGUUGUGCUAGAAGAAUGACAGGCUGUCUUUGCACUCAACAGAAAAUUAAGUUAGAAGAAGAUUAUUUUCACCAAACCACACUUACUCAUUUUGAUAAAAUCGUAUAUAAGUGGUUACGAACCAGCAUGUGAGAAAAUAAAUGUAGUACUGAAGCCUGAACUGUAAAGUUAAGUAUAUUUAAAUAAAAUAUAUUUUUUCAAUCCCUCCCCCCAAGUC
Molecule: messenger RNA, 2240 nt
Organism: Dromaius novaehollandiae (emu)
Lineage: Eukaryota; Metazoa; Chordata; Aves; Casuariiformes; Dromaiidae
Gene: TNFRSF9
Product: TNF receptor superfamily member 9
Exons: 7
Coding region: 19-858 (279 amino acids)
Biological process (GO): regulation of cell population proliferation
Molecular function (GO): protein binding; signaling receptor activity
Source: RefSeq, a predicted model, not a curated record